Messenger RNA from Daucus carota subsp. sativus, 2261 nucleotides. RefSeq lists its product as uncharacterized. NCBI's taxonomy places the organism in Eukaryota, Viridiplantae, Streptophyta, Magnoliopsida, Apiales, Apiaceae. The record is from RefSeq and is a predicted model, not a curated record. The coding region runs from base 915 to 1574 and encodes 219 amino acids. The transcript has 12 exons.
GGAAAUUUUUAAAUAGUAAACUUUAUUAUGUAUUAUAUUUGCUCAAUCAAUCCCAUGAUCGGUGCUGACAUUUGAAUCCCUCGGUGAUGCAGUUCCAAUUCAAUUAAAGGUUUCACUCUUUUAAAUCAGUGCGGUGGAGAGGCUGGGGAUAAUUCUCCGGAGUCUGAUCAAAUAAGUGAUGGUCGGGAGUUGAGUAAUGAGGUUCCGGAGAUUGCUGUUGAUACCUAUCGAAUUACAAGGCUUGGCUUCACUUUGUUACCCUAACCCGGGUAAGGAUUGAACAAUUGUGUUUCUAUAGGUUUUGCUAUUUUCUUUUUUGAAAAUUUGAUUGUGUAAGUUUAAUUAUUUUCUUUAAUUUGAUUGGACACAUUAGUGAUGUGCUGAUGCAAUUGCCCAAAUGAUUAUACCGUCCACUCUUGCAAAAUCGAGGAACUAAAAGAUGUGUGUCUUUAUGGUUCUCUAAUAUUAUUGUUUUUAUUUGCAAGUAUAUAAUUUGAUGUUUUACUGGACCCGUAAACGUACUUGGAAUUCAUCUCAAACUGAAAUUAUUGAUGGUGAGCUAAGUAAAAAAUCUGGCAAUGGUGUAUAUGUAUUUUUGCAUAACAGAAUGGUUGUUAUGCAAAAUGACGAGGCACAGUCACCAAGCAAUAUGUAUACUCCUGGUGAUUGUAAGUGUUGUAGGUGAAAGUAGUGAGAGAGGCUAUGAUUUUGAUAGUAGAAGCGUGGAAAGAGAUUCCAGAUGCAUUUGAUGAGGUUUCACCACUUUUCGAGUCCCAAUCUUUUUCGAAAGGCUACAACUAUUUGAAGAUUCAUCCAGAUUUACAUUGUAAAUCAGAGUACAACACAUCAGGUUUAUUCGCCUUCGUCCGGCAGAACUGGACAACGUAUAUGGUGUUCACCGUCCAAUCACUCUAAUGCACACGAUAGUCACAGUACUGGGAAUGACCAACCAGCAGAAAGUGAAAAUGUUGAUCCGAAUAGAGCUACGAGGACAACUACUGAUACUGGGUUUGUUGAAUAAGAAGAGAAGUAGUGGGAGGCUGCUGAUGAAUUUGAUUAUAAGGAACUUGGUUCAGAGAAAUCAGGACGUGAUUCUGCUGGAAACGUUUAGCGUGAAUUUUGGAAAGAGUCCAUGUACCAGAAAGAUGGAUCAGUGCAUUUUGAGAAAACUGCAGACAAAUGGGGAAAGAAUGGUGCCUCUGGCCAAGCUGAGAAAUGUGCGCACAAGUGGUGCAGCGUCGACCCAAACACAUCCCAUGAGGCUAGACAUGAUGCGCAUGUCUGGCAUGAAAGAAUUUGGAUCAAAGUCUAUCACCCUGGCCGCAAUGAUGUGGUGUAGUCGGAAUCAUCAAAGAAUAUACACCAAAGUGGUAGUGUUUCUCUCAGUAGAAGUGUUAUCUAUAUUAUGUCGCAAACGAAGCUCGGAUUCCUAUGAAGAUGAAUUUCAAGCGAUGUACAGGUCAUGGUGUGAACAGAUAGAAAUACAGUCCAUUAACUCCAUUACUUUAAAUCAAGGUGUGGCCUGUUUAAGGUGUGGCAUGUACACUUAUGGUAGUUCUGUCAGGCACUUGUGAGCUGUUACCAAUGGGUGCCCCCAAGCAGAAAUGGACCUCAGAAGAAGAAGUUGCUCUUAAGGCUGGUGUCAAAAAACAUGAUGCAGGUAAGUGGCGUACGAUCCUUAAAGAUCCAGAGUUUAGCGGUGUGUUAUACCUGGGCUCAACUGUGGACCUCAAGGACAAGUGGAGGAACAUGAGUGUCAUCGCAGAUGGAUGGGGUUCUCGAGAGAAGGCUAGGUUGGCACUUAAAAGAAUGCACCAGAGUUCUAAAGAUGAUGAUAAUUUUAUGGCUCUUGCUCAUUUAGAUCAGAGCGAUGAAGAACUUUUCAAUGAGCAGCCUCUUGCAACUUCUAUGGUCCCUCUCCACAGAUUGGUAGUUCUAAGAGAUCUAUAAUAAGACUGGACAAUCUUAUUAUGGAAGAAAUAACCAACUUGAAGUAACUUGCUGGUUCUAAUAAGACUACUAUUGUUACAUACAUGGAGGAACAAUACUGGGCUCCUCCAAACUUUAAGACUCCUUUCUAAAUUGAAGUUUUUGACUAAUUCUGUUAGACUGCUAAAUUAAAUUUUGAUUUUUUUAGAAUAUUACUGUAUAGAAGAAAUUAUCCGGAGCACGAACAAAAUUUUGACUUCUAUUUUUAUCAUCUCAGGAGAUGUGGUAAGUUAUUUAAGUAUAUACAAAUAUUUGAAGCAUGUGGUCAUUGA